AUGACGGGCUCGAUCCCCUUUGUAGGAGCAUUUGCUCCACGGUCUCCAGGAAAGCCUUAUGCUUCGACGCCGGACAUGGUUAUGGAAAUGAAUAUGCUCACUGAAUCCAUGAAGAAUAUGGCCACCCAAAUUGAACAGUACCAGGGUGGUAUGAGCAAUCUGCUUUACUUGACUCGAGGCACCUAUAAGGUCUACGAUAGCGCCAUAAAUGCAAGGAAAAGAAUCGCAUCUACCGAGGUCACGGACGGUCGGAACGAGGAAGACAAAGUCUUGACUGCUACAUACGAAAUGAUCAACGCCCUGACUCAAGCUAUUGUGGCUACUUCAAGCAAGUCACUAGACGGCUUGGAUUGGGCAGCCAGACAUUCUCCUAGACUACAAUCAUCACAAGUCUCCGUGGACCUUUUAUUUCUGCCUUGGCCUGGACGUAGAUAUGCAAGACGAGGUAGGGAGAAGAAGGACAAACUCAAUGUAUCGCUACCGGGAGCAAGAAUGUGGACCAUAUUGUCCAUCGCAGCGCAAGGAAUGUUUCUGCAGGUGCUGUGA
Messenger RNA from Aspergillus niger, 546 nucleotides. RefSeq lists its product as uncharacterized. The record is from RefSeq and is a predicted model, not a curated record. The transcript has 2 exons. NCBI's taxonomy places the organism in Eukaryota, Fungi, Ascomycota, Eurotiomycetes, Eurotiales, Aspergillaceae. The coding region runs from base 1 to 546 and encodes 181 amino acids.